AUGGCCUCACCUAACACCAGUCCCCGCUACAAGAAGAUGAUGCCCGCAUUCCUGGCGAAGUAUGGCUACCUCGGUGAACAGAUCCCCAAAGCUCCCGGCUCCACCUCCGCUCAGCUCAGCAAUGCCAUCAGGGAGUUCCAGUGGGUGUCCCAGCUGCCUGUCAGUGGCGUGCUGGACCGUGCCACCCUGCGCCAGAUGAUGCAGCCCCGUUGUGGGGUGACGGAUGCUGACAGCCAUGCAGCCUGGGCCGAGAGGGUCAGUGCCCUGCUUGCUGGACGCUGGGCCAAAAGGAGGCGAAGGAAACGCUUUGUAAAGCAAGGCAGCAAGUGGUACAAGCAGCACCUCUCCUACCGACUGAUGAACUGGCCUGAGCACCUGCCCGAGCCAGCAGUUCGGGGGGCCGUAAGAGCCGCCUUCCAGCUGUGGAGCAACAUCUCGGCGCUGGAAUUCUGGGAGGCCCCGGCCACCGCCCCGGCCGACAUCCGCCUCACCUUCUUCCAAGGGGACCACAACGACGGGCUGAGCAACGCCUUCGACGGCCCAGGGGGUGCCCUGGCGCACGCCUUCCUGCCGCGCCGAGGAGAAGCGCACUUCGACCUGGACGAGCGCUGGUCCCUGAGCCGCAGCCGCGGGCGCAACCUGUUCGUGGUGCUGGCGCACGAGAUCGGCCACACGCUCGGCCUGCCCCACUCCCCCGCGCCGCGCGCGCUCAUGGCGCCCUACUACAAGAGACUGGGCCGGGACGCGCUGCUCAGCUGGGACGACGUGCUGGCUGUGCAGAACCUGUACGGGAAGCCCCUGCGAGGCUCCGUGACUGCCCAGCUCCCGGGGAAGAAGUUCACUGACUUUGAGGCCUGGGACCCUCGCAGUUCCCAGGGCAGGCGCCCUGACACCCAGGGCCCUAAGUACUGCCACUCUUCCUUCGAUGCCAUCACUGUAGACGGGCAGCAGCGACUGUACAUUUUUAAAGGGAGCCACUUCUGGGAGGUGUCUGCCGAUGGGAACGUCUCUGAGCCCCGCCCACUGCAGGAAAGAUGGGCUGGGCUGCCCCCCCAUAUUGAAGCUGCCGCAGUCUCAUUGGAGAAUGGAGACUUCUACUUCUUUAAAGGUAGUCGAUGCUGGAGGUACCGGGGUUCCAAGCCAAUGUGGGGCUUCCCGCAGUCGUGCCGGGCAGGGGGCCUGCCCCGCCACCCCAACGCUGCGCUCUUCUUCCCUCCCCUGCGCCGCCUCGUCCUCUUCAAGGGUGCGCGCUACUACGUGCUGGCGCGGGAGAAGAUGCAAGUGGAGCCCUACUAUCCCCGAGGCCUCCAGGACUGGGGCGGCGCCCCCGAGGAGCUCAGUGGCGCCCUGCCGAGGCCGGACGAUGGCUCCAUCUUCUUCUUCCGCGACGACCGCUACUGGCGCGUCGACCAGGCCAAGCUCCGGACCACCACCUCGGGGCGCUGGGCCGCAGAGUUACCCUGGAUGGGAUGCUGGCAUGCCAACUCGGGGGGCGCCCUGUUCUGAUGGCGCCACCGCGUGCUAAGCCAACAGGAUUCUUCUGCCGCAAGGGCGGGACCUUCCUUGGAAGCUUGCGAGCCCGGAAAACCUCCUCCAGGAAGCCUGUCUGCCUUUGUUCCCUAGAGGAAGUGGCCUUUUCGCUGUGCUCUUCGCACCACAUGGACGUGGAGUGGGGGUCAGUCCCAGAGUGCUUUUCCUCCAGGACCCCUUUCCGCCCACGCCUUUGGGGAUUUUAUUCCAGACCCGCCCACCAGGGGCAGCACUGCGACUUAACCAGGGAGAAUGCAACUUUGUAUACCGAAGCUGGGGACCCUGUUGCAAAACCCCCAGGGACUCCCCUGCCUUAUUUCUUAAGGAACUGUCUUAUUUAAAUCGGGGGGUGGGGACGCCCGAAAGAAGCAUGAAUGGGCCAGAAGCACGGGUCUCCAGCCUCAGAGACUGAAGGGGCCAGGCCCAUGAAGCUUCGGGUUUCAGCUUUUUGGGGAGUGAAAUAAAGAGCCCCCCUAUCCAGCCCCCGCUGGUGGGCUCGAGGCGGAACCCGCUUUC
Molecule: messenger RNA, 2046 nt
Organism: Echinops telfairi (small Madagascar hedgehog)
Lineage: Eukaryota; Metazoa; Chordata; Mammalia; Afrosoricida; Tenrecidae
Gene: MMP28
Product: matrix metallopeptidase 28
Exons: 8
Coding region: 1-1506 (501 amino acids)
Biological process (GO): proteolysis; extracellular matrix organization; collagen catabolic process
Cellular component (GO): extracellular matrix
Molecular function (GO): metalloendopeptidase activity; zinc ion binding
Source: RefSeq, a predicted model, not a curated record